CUCAGCCCCUGCCCUGGCCUGAUGAUGAUGGGGAGUAUGCAGGGGGCCGGGGUGGGGCUGAACUGUGGCGAUGAUGGGGGGGCAGUGGGGCAGGGCUAGGAGAUUGUGGGUGUCUUCAGGGCUUGCGGGGUGGUGUCUGACCCCAACCCCCUCCCCCCUGCCCCCAGGCAAUGGCGCUGACACGGGGCCCGGGGGCGCAGGGGCGCCGGGGGAGCCUUCCACUGCCCCCCAAGCCCCAGCUGCGGCGCGAGGCAGCAGUGGAGGAGCCGGACACAGGCCCGGGACCUGGGGGCCGUGGGGGCCCCUACCGCCUGGUACUGCUGGGGGAGCGUGGCGUGGGCAAGACAGCGCUCGCCACGGCCUUUGCAGGGACCCCACCUGGGCCCCCCGCUGAUGACGAGCCCCAUGAGGACUCCUAUGAGCGGCGCCUCUCAGUGGACGACGAGGAAGUGACCCUCAUCGUCUAUGACAUUGGGGACCAGGGCGAGGCAGGCGGGUGGCUGCAGGAGUCCUGUGUGCGCACAGGUGAUGCCUUCCUCCUUGUCUUCUCCGUGACCGACCGCGGCAGCUUCUCCCGCCUGGCACCUGCCCUACGCCGUCUCCGCGCAGACAGCCCCCGGCCCGACCCGCCCAUCAUCCUCGUGGCCAACAAGAGUGACCUGGCUCGUGCGCGCGAGGUCUCCCUUGAGGAGGGCCGGAGCAUGGCAGUGAUGCUGAGCUGCAAGCACAUCGAGACCUCAGCCGCGCUGCAGCACAACACACAGGAGCUCUUUGAGGGUGCCGUGCGCCAGAUCCGCCUUCGCCGUGGCCAUCUGGGGGGUGAUGCUGCCGGCGGGCGCCGCGAGAGCCUCACCGAAAAGGCCAAGCGCUUCCUGUCCAGCCUAGUGCCUCGCAACGGGCGCUUCUUCAAGCAGCGCUCCAAGUCCUGCAAUGACCUCUCUGUGCUGUGAUGCUGGCCCUUUAAGGGCAAGCCAGCAGUUGCAGUCCCCUUUGAGAGGAGUGGGUGGAUGGAAGCCACUCCUUUAAGAGAGGUGGAUGGGCAGAAGCCACACCUCUGGAAUGCUACCCACUGCCACUCUCUCAGGAGAGGAGUGGUGUGGGGGAAGGCACUGUCCCUUUAAGAGGUGGUCUUGCCCCAAAGCCCCUUUUGCCUCCACACCCCACCCUCCCCCUGGGCACCUGCCAGCUACUACUCGAUUGUUCUCCUCCAGCGUUCUGUUUCACCUUCAACAGAUCUUAACCACACCGUGGCUGCUGGAUGUUAAAGACAGUAGGGCCUGCUCUGUUCAGUGUCUGCCAUACCCAAGCACUUCACCUUUAAGAUGUUAAAGGCACCUGGUCAAUCUGGUUUGCCAGGUAAUCACAGCCUUGCAUUAAUCUUGGACCCUUCUUUUUUGUCCUCCAGUCCUCUGCUUCUCCUCUUGGAGACUUAAGGGGGCUGUGACAGUUGGACACUCAUGAAAGUCUGGGUUCAUGUAACUUACCUUUAAGGGGGUCUUAAAUGAACCAUGGCACUUAAGAAGCCAGCGCACUGGAUUUAGAUGUGGCCUCUGUAGGUAUGCGCUGCCCCCUUAAGGGGUCCUAAAGGCAUUGCAUCAGACACACUGGAAGGCCUUUUUUUGUCCUGGGUGUGUUUAUUUUUAAGCUACCGUUUCACUUUUAUGAGAAAGUUAAAGGAAAGCUCCAAGUUACCUACUCUUUUUCACUUUUGUAUCCUUCCCCUUUAAGAGAUUGCUGCUGUUUUUGUGCUGGAUUAAUAUCCUCCUGCCUUUUUAAAGGGUUCCUUACUUUAUUUUUUGUACCCCUCAUCUUUAAGAGGGUUUUAAAGACACAGGGCCUAUUUCAUAUGGGUGUUUGCAACCCCUCACCUCUGAGGGCUUUUGCACAGGACACUUACAGCCAGCUCUAUGCCCCGCAACUUUAAGAGGAUUUAUUCUUGUCCUCUGCACUCAGACUCCCUUUUAAGGGGGCAUUUAAAGGCACCGACUUCAGAAUGUUUUUUGGGACACUGAAAGCUGUUUUAAACAUUAGUUCUAACUCUUUACCUUGGACACUUGUGCAUUUCUCCUUUAAGAGUCUUAAAGUCACUAACUUUGGUCUCCUUUAUGAGGAAAUUGAUUACUUUUUAGCACCCGCCAGGUAUGUGCGACUUCCCUUUAAAGAACCCUUUAAGGCCAUCAUCUUGAUCCACCCUUAAGUGCCACUUUCCAAUAAAGGGAGAAUGGUAGAUUUGUUGUUUGUGGCCCCCCACUUUAAGGCCAUUCUUUAAGGCACACGGAUGGGAGGAGAUGGCCGUGGAUGACUUCCCGCUGGACUGUUUGUCUGUUAAACUUGUGACUCUCCUUUCCGAGAGACUCUUAAAAGCACCAAACCAGGAUCACCUCCUUUGACUACUUCUGCAUCAUCUGUCCUGGAAAACAGACCUGCCCUGCAGGAGCUCUUAAAGUCACAGACUCAAGGACGGACAGCUGUGGAAGGACAAAAAGACUUUCUGCUAAUUUUGGAACUAGCUGCCUGCUGUUUUGAACAUCACCUUUUAAGAGAGUCCUAAAAGGUGUGGACCUGGGAGUUUUCCUCCACAACCUGAGCAGCUCUAUGCCAUGCUCUUUUAAGGGACAACUCCAUGGGAUACCCCAGCCUUCACUCAACUCCCCUUUAGAGACUCUUAAAGUCACAGGCGCUUUUUUUCUACACGGUUCUCUGCUUUAAUGUCUAACAGGUGGUGGGAGCCAGGCCAGGGCUGGCUGGACAUCCCCUCACCCCAGCACCUUGGUGGGGACUUCAGUGCCCCCCACAAGCUAUUGCAGGACUGGCAGCCAUAAUGGCUUCCUGCUCUUAAUAAAAAGCCAUUUUCUA
Messenger RNA from Alligator mississippiensis (American alligator), 2856 nucleotides. RefSeq names its product RRAD and GEM like GTPase 2 (gene REM2). Gene Ontology annotation, molecular function: GTPase activity; calcium channel regulator activity; GTP binding. Lineage: Eukaryota; Metazoa; Chordata; Crocodylia; Alligatoridae. The coding region runs from base 171 to 950 and encodes 259 amino acids. Gene Ontology annotation, cellular component: plasma membrane. The transcript has 4 exons. The record is from RefSeq and is a predicted model, not a curated record.